Molecule: messenger RNA, 4219 nt
Organism: Fundulus heteroclitus (mummichog)
Lineage: Eukaryota; Metazoa; Chordata; Actinopteri; Cyprinodontiformes; Fundulidae
Product: dnaJ homolog subfamily C member 16
Exons: 15
Coding region: 486-2852 (788 amino acids)
Source: RefSeq, a predicted model, not a curated record
UUCUACGGCGUCCGAUCAUGUCGGUCUGGGUUGUAUACUCAAUUUCCCGAAGUGACUUUCGAAAAAUGGCGCCUCCUCCUGGCCUUUCGCUUCGCUGAGGCAGAUUGUCAUCAGCCAGCGCUGGAGGUUCAGUAGGAUGCUGCGGAACACACCCAGUACGCGUAGCCCUGGUACAGUUUAUGGCCGUCACACGUUCAUUGUAGCCAGGGACGAGGAGCUGGAAAAGACCCAAAUGUACCCUGGAUAUGUGGCUCUGUAGCGGCUGACUGCAUGUGCCCGAGGUGACUGGAGCAAGCCGGGGAAGCUGCAGCCGCUGUGGUAACUAAUCCUUAACAAAACGAGCAUAAACGCGUUAUAUCCUGGACGGAUUUACACUGAUGCCACCAUCUAAAGGGACAUUAGGAUAAGGAGGAUGCACAGAGCCUGCUGCUUUUGUCUGUUUUUGGAAGCCGCUGCAUUUUAGGUGACUGAAGGCAGCGUCGAACAUGUCUCCACCUCUGGCUGCAAUGGUUGUGGUGGUCUUCUCGGUCCUACUGGCAGGAUCCAGCCAUGCAGGCCCUGAGAUGGACCCAUACAAAAUAUUGGGAGUAAGCGCGGGGGCAAGCCAGGCAGAGAUUAAGAAGGUCUACAAGCGCCUUGCUAAGGAAUGGCAUCCUGACAAAAACAAAGAUCCAGCUGCUGAGGACAUGUUUAUCAAGAUCACUAAAUCGUAUGAGAUCCUGUCCAGCGAGGACAAGCGUGCCAACUACGACCGCUACGGGCAGACUGACGACUCCCAGGCGUACAGCAGCAGCCGAUACAGCCACCGCCAGGACAGCUUCUACUUUGACGAGUCCUUCUUCAACUUCCCCUUCAACACCAAGAACCACCGGGACUUCACCGACAGCAAGUACACGCUGCAAUUCAACCAGUACGUCGGCGAGGUGGUGCCCGACAGCUACAGGAGGCCGUACCUGAUAAAGAUCACCUCCGACUGGUGCUUCAGCUGCAUCCACAUCGAGCCCGUGUGGAAGGAAGUGGUGCAGGAGAUGGAGACUCUAGGCAUCGGAAUAGGCGUGGUCGAUGUCGGCUACGAGAGGCGUUUGGCGAAUCACCUCGGUGCUCACCGCACCCCGUCCAUACUGGGUGUCAUCAGCGGAAAGGUGACGUUUUUCCAUUACGCCGUGGCAAAAGAACACCUGAGGCAGUUUGUGGAAGACCUCCUCCCUCAGAGGCUCGUGGAGAGGAUCACGGACAAAAACCAGCAGCAGUUCUUGAACAGCUGGCAUUCGCUUAACAAGCCACACGUGCUCCUGUUUGAUCAAGUUCCCGUAGUCCCUCUGCUGUACAAACUCGCGGCGUUUGCCUACAAGGACUACCUGCAGUUCGGUUACGUGGACCAGGGCCUCGCGGAGACGGCCGAGCUGCAGAAACGGUUCAACAUCAACACUUACGCUCCGACCAUGCUGGUCUUUAAGGAGAACACUGACAAGCCUGCUGAUAUUAUACAGGCUAAAGGAAUGAAGAAACAAAUAAUCGACGAGUUCAUGUCCAACAACAAGUUUCUCCUGGCACCGCGGCUCGUCAAUCAGAAGCUCUUUGAUGAGCUCUGUCCUGUCAAGCAGUUCCACAGACGCAGGAAAUACUGCGUCCUGCUGAUCACAGCUGACGAAGAGACGUUUUCCUUUGGGAAGCAGGAGUUCCUCUCGUUUGCUUCUACCAACACGAGGGAGGUCGUGAGGUUUGCUUACGUGUACCAGCGGCUGCAGCAGCCGCUCUGUGACAUCCUCAUGCACAGCGAGGACAGCUCUCAGUCAACGGCGCAGGUGGUGAUACUGGAGAGGCGUAACGCAGCAGGCAAAGCGUUGUUCAAGCCGGUCACGGCCUGGAACGGCAGCGAGGAAGAGAAGCUGCGUCUGCUGGAGGAACUGGAACGGCUUCAGAAGGACCCUUCCAUCCUCAUCCAGGACGCGAUGCUACCUGAACUCAACAACGAGUUUGCCUCGAUGUUUGUAGUCCGGUGGAUCUAUGCAUCUUAUGAUUACCUCACUGAAGUCAUCGAUGAUAUUCUUCACAACAACUGGCGCGAGAUGAUGCCUCUUCUGUCCCUCAUCUUCUCCGCUUUGUUCAUCUUGUUUGGAACUGUGGUGAUCCAGGCCUUCAGUGACUCCAGUGACGAUAAACAGAUGAAACCGAAGGCGAAAGAUGGAGCCAAAGCAGAAAAUGGAUCGUCGGGCACUUCUAGCUCUUCAAGCCGACCACCGAAGAAGAAUUUCGUGGAGGUGACGGAGCUGACGGACAUCACCUACAUGAGCAACCUGGUGAAGCUGAGGCCUGGACACAUCAACAUAGUCCUGGUUCUCACUGAUGCCUCCAAGAACAUCCUUCUUAGCAAGUUUGCUAAAGAGGUGUACUCCUUCACAGGGAGUCAGACGCUGCACUUCUCCUUCCUGAACCUCGACAAGCACGGCGAGUGGAUGAGCGCCUUGCUGGAGUACGCCCAGAGCGCCAUGCACGUCGAGGCCGACGAGGACGAGAGCGGGAGCCGUAAAACGGACCACACCGGCUUUGUGCUGGCGCUGAACGGCUACAAAAAGUACCUGUGCCUCUUCAAGCCCGUCUACACCGGCGAGGACCUCGACGGCAAGUCGUCCGAGGAUGAAGCGGCGGCGUCAGUCGGCAGGCCGAGGCCGGGUUCCCGCGACUGUCACCCGCCGCGCAAAUCCAGCCGCUCCCGCAGCACGUCCACCCUGCAGAUCCACCACAAGCUGGACCGGCUGGGGCUGUGGAUGGAGAGACUCAUGGAGGGCACCCUGCCUCGUUACUACGUUCCGGAAUGGCCCGGGCUCGAUAAGAUCACGGCAAGUAAAUAGAUCAGCGAGGAAAGACUUCGUAUUUAAGCUCCUAUCACCCUGAUGUCGUUCCGUUUAGGAAGCAGGUUUUGGGUUGAUUGCUCUGUUUUAUAUUUGAGACCUUUAAUGGGAGCAGAUUUCUUUGAAAUAGGCCAAACCUUAUAAGGUAACCACCAAAGGAGUUCCCCUUCAGAAAUAACCCCAGGAAGCUUUUGGCAAUGUCCAUUCUGUCUUUAGUUCUGAUUUCCAAACUGAAGUGUGGCGAUGUGCUGUAUGUCGUCUCCGCCCGAAGUCAACACCCCUUAAACUUCUCUGGUUUUUCCUCCCGACUGGUCAGAAAAACGCGACCGCAGCUUGUGUCGACCCCCUCUCACCCGCUAACCGUUCCCAGAUCCCCCGCAUCCAUCGGCUGACCUCUGCAGCUGAGCUAAGAGCACGGCCCCGCCACCACAGCCUCACCCCGGCCGCCCGUGCUCCGGUCCAAACUCAGUCAGCGUUUCAGAGGCCGUGCAACAACAAUAAUCAGUUUUCAGGAAAAGAAAUAGCUGAAGGUGCCGAAGUUAGCUUCCGGCUGCCUCGUUCCUCACCUUUGCGUUGCGGUGGUAUGAAUCCCCUGUGGAUGAUUUACCGUUGGUUCUGGGAAGUUCUUCUCAUAUCCUUCAAAUCGCUCAACAAGCAGUUGGGACUGUGUUUAAAGUGAAAGCUGUGAAUAGAGAUGCAUGAAACUAAUAUCCUUUGCUCCUUUCUGCAUCUCCAACGUUUUGUAUUUUAUGUCAAAAAGGGAUUUAUUUAAUGUGCAAUAGCUCAUACUGCUGUAAUUAUGCUGCCUUUUCCCCUGGAGGACCUCAAGGUGCACGCUGCCGGUCUUCGAUCCUGCGCUCCAGCAGAAAAAUAACAUACUUUGUCUUUUUUUUCUUACAUGAGAGCUGUUAUCGUGUUAUUGCGUAUCAUUUAAAAGAGGUUUUUAAUGUAACCUUUUAGUUGCCUUUCCCUCCUAAACAAACUUAGCAGACAGUAGCUUUAUGUAGCCAUGAACCUGCUGCCAUUUUUAUCACCUGCAUAUUUUCUGAGACACUACAAACUACUGAUAGACCACCCUCUGUCCAUAAGUGAAAAACAAACAGUUUUCUAACAAUUUAAACAGCUUAUAAAUACUGUUUAAAUUAGUUUCUUAGUUAUUGCUGAUUACAAUCAUGGUGGAUUUGUAUUUAAAAGUCUGUAUCCUUUGAAAGCUCGUUAAAAUAUUUAUGUUUUUUUAAUACCGUGUGACAGUAGAAGCCUGUAUACUGCUGUAAGUUGUUUCAGGUUGUGUUAAAUGCAUUAAUUGUGUUUGUUGUAAUUAAAUACAGUACGUUUUGUUUGUCAAUAAAGGCAAGAAUUGUAAAUGA